CGCGCAGCCGGGAGCAGGCGGCGGAGCCCAGGCUGCCGCCCCGCGCAGAGGACCCGGGCGGGACGAGCGGCCCCGUCCCAGGGCCGUCUCACCGGCUGCCCCCCGCCGCGCGGCCCAGCCAUGUGAUGCCGGAGGAGCGCGGCGAUGAUAUGGAAUGUGGGCGGCCGCCUUUGGACGCGCUCCGACAGGUGACCAUCCAGCGCCACCCCCUCUACGGAUUCGGCUUCGUGGCCGGCAGCGAGAAGCCCGUGGUGGUGCGCUCGGUGACGGCAGGCGGCCCCUCCGAGGAGAAGCUCCUGGCCGGAGACCAGAUCUUGGCCAUCGAUGACGAGGACGUGAGCGAAGCCCCCCGUGAGCGGUUCAUCGAGCUUGUCAGGAGCGCCAAGGAUUUCGUGGUCCUCACCGUCCUGCACGCCCACCAGUCCCCCAAAUCUGCUUUCAUCAGCGCAGCCAAGAAGGCGAAGCUGAGGUCCAACCCGGCGAAGGUCCGAUUUUCCGAGCAGGUCACGGUCGGCGAGACGGACCCAGACAUGUUGAAGAAGGAAGCUCUCCUGCUCAUUCCCAACGUGCUGAAGGUUUUCCUGGAGAACGGGCAGAUCAAGUCCUUCACGUUCGAUGGCCGAACCACGGUGAAGGACGUGAUGGUGACGCUGCAGGACCGUCUCUCGCUGAGACACAUCGAGCACUUCGCCCUGGUCCUGGAGUAUUCCAGCCCGGAGCAGAGCCACCGGUUCCUGCUUCUCCAGGACAAGCAGCCUCUGGCCCACGUUGUGCAGAGGACGCACUACCAGGGCAUGAGAUGCCUCUUCCGCGUGAGCUUCUUCCCCAAAGACCCCGUGGAGCUGCUGCGCCGGGAUCCUGCGGCAUUUGAGUACCUGUACAUCCAGAGCCGCAACGACGUGAUCCGAGAGCGCUUCGCCAUGGACCCCAAGCCGGAGAUGCUGCUGGGGCUGGCCGCCCUCCACAUCUACAUCACCGUCUCGGCCACCCGGCCCAGCCAGAAGGUCUCCCUCAAGAACGUGGAGAAGGAGUGGGGCCUGGAGCCCUUCCUGCCGCCCUCGCUCCUGCAGCUCGUCAGGGAGAAGAGCCUGCGCAAGUCGCUCUCGCAGCGCCUGAAAGCCCACCAGAGCCAGCCGCCCGGCGGCCCCAAGGUCUCGGCGGUGCAGGCGAAGCUGCAGUACCUGAGGAUCCUGAACGAGCUGCCCACCUUCGCCGGAGUCCUCUUCAACACCGUGGGGCUGGACGAGAAGCAGCCAGCCACCACGCUCCUGGUGGGCCCCCGCCACGGCAUCAGCCACGUCAUCGACCUGAAGACCAACCUCACCACGGUGCUGUCGGAGUUCAGCAAGGUCAGCAAGAUCCAGCUGUUCCGGGAGAACCAGGGGGUGGCCCGGGUGGAGACGAGCAUCCUGGACGCCAAGCCACUGGUGUUGCUGAUGGAGUGGCCUGAAGCAACCAACUUUGCCUGCCUGAUUGCAGGCUACUGCCGUCUCUUGGUGGACUCCAAGAAGAUGAUCUUCUCGAGGCCUCCCAGCCAGCCGCCACCUCCUCAGAUUAUCAAGGCAGAUUACAUCAGCGCACACAACCUGCACCGGCCCGCCGCAGCGGGGCACGCGGGGAAGAAAGAGAGCGGGCUCGUGGGUGGCACUGCCUCCAGCCCCGGAGAAGCCAGGGCUCGGACUGCCAGGGCUUCGGACUCGGAGCUCGUCAGCUUUUGUUACCUGCACAUGCGAGAGCAGAGGAAGGAGAGAGAGAGCAGGACAGAUAUCAAUGAGAACCUAAUAUUUUUUGAGGAAACUCGUCCCAGGACCAAAUCUGACCCCACCUCCAAAAGCUCUGGCCAAGGCUAUGAUGGUGUUGCAAACGAGUACAACCCGGAUGGCCUUGACCGAGACCACCGUGCAGGUAGGGCCAGGGCCCACACCAUCGACACCCACUUGAGGAGCGAUGCCUCACAAUUUUACUGUGAUUCCUGCAAAGCCAAAAUCAAGAGCCGGCUGGCCUCGCGGAAGGGCAGCAAGCCUGGCAGCGCCCAUGACAACAUGGUGGACUUGAUGUCCCUUCCCCCUCCUGGGAGCGAUGAAGAAGAAGAUGAGACGACCUCCCUGCUCCCUGCCAUCGCUGCCCCCCCUCCUGGCUUCCGAGACAACAGCUCGGACGAGGAUGACCCCAAGCGCCGGGCGGCUGCCCAGAGCCAGGAGCAGGGCCGGCACCUCUGUGGCCUCCUGUAUGAUGAGAUCCCCGUGACGCUGAUAGACAGUGUGCAAACACGGACAGUCCGAGAUCAUGCCCAGGAGCUGGAUGAUGCUCUGGUGUCCACCCUGCAGGCUCUGGAAGCCCUGGCUGCUUCAGAGGAUUGUCCACAUCCCCCACCACAGCAGACAGCAGGUCUUAUUGUCCUGGCUGCCAUCACUCCUGAGUCAUCUUUGGAUUCUGGCCACGAAACCAACUCUUCGGAGCUAACUGAUGUCUCAGAGAUGGUCUCUGCUAUGAAGCAGCAUCAGAAUGCAGCCUACUUCCUUGCACAGCACAUCAACAAAGAAAACCUCCUGGCAAGAAAGGACUUGCCUUUCCGAAUCCAGAGCUGUGCUGCCCAAGCUGUUCUCACCUCGCCCUACGCCCUCAGCCAGCAGGAGCCAAGCCCUUCGCUGAAGCCAGAUUUCUCUCACCAAAGCCCCACUCUUAACAAUUGCAAGAGCAAACAGGAGCAGCAGCAUGUUGAGCGGAGCUACAGCUCAGCUGUCCAGCCAGUGCUGUCCCCCCAGCUCCAUGAGCAGAACAGCGGGGCUCCAGUGCCACCUUCUGAAUGCAAAGGUGCUGGCCAUGCAAAAGCUGCCUUUGAAGUAUCUCUGCACUCCACAGCAGCCUUGAGUGGAGAGCAGGCACAGGAUUUGCGAGAGACAAUUCCCAAAGAUGUCCGGCUGAGCACCAGGCUCCUCUUGGAUCAGAAAAGUGGUGUAACCCCAGUCCUCGUUACAGCUGCUCUGCAGCAAGUGGCAAAUGUGAAAGGUUCAGUUUCCCAAGUGGUAGCAGCUCCAAAAGAAGACAAGAACAUCGAUGGGACCAGCAGCUUUGCAUCAUCCAGCAGCAAGCCCUUGAAACUUAAAGGAGGUCAACAAACUGAAGACACAUUAUGCAACUGCCAGCAGCAGCAGCUCUUGCAGCAGCAGCAUAGUGAAGUUUCUGCAAGUCCAAAAGAAGCUCCUGGCAGUAGGGCUGACACUUCCCACCUUGCCUUGGCAGAUGAGGAAAUGAUGCUUAGUAAGACUUUUCCCUCUAAAAGCUACCAGCAAAAAGUGAGUAGAGAUCCCCUAGGAAAAUGUCCGAGUGGAGAGCCAGGUCAGAAGGCAGAAGCAGAAGCCACAAACCUUGUCUUUCAGAGACAUAUGGCUCCUUCAAACCUAGGAGAGAAAAUGCAACAGGAAAAUUCAGCCAAAAGUUUAAAAGUUGAGAGUGGUAGUCUUCACUCUCCAUCACUCGGUAGCACUUUCCGGAGCACCAGUGAGGAUCCCAAGGGGCCAAUCCAGCUGGUGCCCAGGCCUGAGAGCCUGCAGAUCAGCACUGUGCCUUCCAAAAAAGUAGAAAAAGUCCUGGAGGUGACACAGCAAGAUGUUGAUGUCCCAGCUAAAGCCAAAGCUCCAAAAGCUCCCUUCAGGUUGAGGAACCUGUUCUCUGCAACGUUUCCUACACGGCUGAAGAAAGAGACUGAUGAGCGGCAGGCGCAGCUGCAGAAGGUGAAGCAAUAUGAGCUGGAAUUCCUUGAAGAGCUGCUCAAGCCAAAGGGUAAAGGUGACCUCCCACCUCAGGAGUAUCUGCAUCCUCCUGCCCCUGGGCGCUGCAGCUGCCAGCUAAGGAGCAGUCCUGUGCAAAAAGUCCCAGGUAUGUCCAGGGAGCAAAGACGCAGCUGUGACUGCAAACGGAUUUGCAGGGGGGUGAGGCCACCGCCUAACCAGCUGGUGAGGCCAGAACUGGAGAGGCGAGAGAGAGAGAAAGCUACUGAUGACCAGAAGCAGGCAGAAACAAUUCGGUUGACAAGCAUGAGCAGCCCUUCCAAGGGCAAGCGGAUACGAUCUACAAGUUUAGAGUCCAGAGAUUACCGGUCAGAUCCAGAGAACAGCGUGUCAUGUUUGACCACGUGCACUUCCCGGGGGGAAUGCAUGGGUGCACCACACUACAAGAAGCUCUUGCGUCGCUACAGUGUCAGUGAAAUAGAUAAAACUGAUAGGACAUCCCUCUCCUCUGACAUCUACCAGAACAUCUAUACCGUAAAGCAGAAAGGCCUCCAGAAAGAGCCUGAGCCCAGCACCUAUGGCUCUGUUCUGAAAAGCAAAAUGCAGGAAGCCUCUGGAGUGGCUGAUCCAUCUUACGUCCAAAUAGCACAGGAGAAAAAGAACCAGAAAGGUUCAGCAUUAUUCUCUGUCCAGGAGGAUAUGUAUCCAAGUCCUGCUGAGCUGCGAGAUGAAGAUAUGGAGGAUGAGAAGUGUUGCUCUAUCCGGUACUGCUUCUACUACAGAAAAUGUGAUGUUGCGGAUGACGGGAGUGAGAAGGAUGAGCUGUCCUAUUCCAUUCCCAUGCAGAUACUCCCAGGAAUGAAGCUGGACAAUCAGAUGGUCCCAGUCAUGAGCAGGACCCUUCAGGUUCUAGAUGCAACAGCCUGCAGCAGUCCCAAUGGUAGUCAAACCCAGGAAAUAGAUUUAAGGACCUCCACUUUUGAAGGGAGCCUGGCAAAAAUCAACACCCUUCGAGGCCAUGCCUACAGCUUGCCAGAUGGGUUUCUGCAAGUGCAGCUGGACACCAAUGAGCUCCUGAGUAUCCUAAGGCAGUGUGUGGUGAGCCCUGAGGUCCGGGACUGCAAACCUUAUAUCUCCCAGCUGGCUGAAUACAAGCAAGAACUCGCCCUCAAGUUCAAGGAGUUCCGGGCAUCCUGCCGCCGCGUGGCAGCUGUUGACAAGAGUCCUACUCAUAUGCUCUCUGCCAUCACAAGCAGCUUCCAGGUGCUAAGCAGCCUCAUUGAGACAUUUGUGAGGCUGGUGUACAUCGUGCGCUCGGAGUCCCAGCGCCAAGAGCUGCUGACCAAGGUGGAGGAAGUGGUGAGAAACUACACCUUCCUCCUGCGGGCGGCAGAAGAGUCCACGGCUAGAACGCUGAGCCAUCAGCAGACGGUGGAGCAGCUAGCUCGCCAGUCAGCCACGGUCGCCACUGUUAUGAGCACGCUCACACGCUCCCUGAAGACACUGAUCAAUAAAUGAAUGUAAAAUGACUCCUAAUUGCUUUUCGUCAUACCCUGAGGUUCCCUCCUCCUCCCAGUGUAGCUUCUCGACCUAACGAAUCAGACCGCCUUAACUGGUGCUUCAGAGCACUUACCCACCCUCCAAAACAGAGCGAGGAGCAAAUGCAAGAUUACGCAUUCAGCCCUUACUGUGCCACUCACUGCACUUCAUCCACACCUGGGGAGAACAGGCCGCGCGGGGAUCUCUUGUGUCGCUCCCCAGCGCACCCAUAUCCAAAAGGGAGAUCACGGCAUUCACCUUAGGGGGCCAGAUAUCCAAAAAAAAAAGAAGAGAAAAGAUGUCACGCUCUGCCGGCUUGCCCCGUUGCUGGUUGAGCGCAAGGAGCUGAUCAGGGAUCUCCGUACGAUCAGUCACCUCCCAUCUCUAUUAUUUUUUAUAAAAUACGCACAUUUGAAAUCUCUUGUUCUUCCAUAAGAGUUAUGGAAAUGCACAAUGUGCUUUUAACAUGCGCAUCCUCUACUGAGUGCAAUAACAUACCCUGGCCCGUGGCUGUCCCGGACUUUGGCCGUUGCUGUCAGCGAGGCGGAGAGGAUCUUGCUAUGUGGACAGAGCAUCCUCUCACCUCCUGCUUUCAAGAACCAUGUAGCAAAUAUACACUGGAAGAGCCAAUUCGGAUUUCAGUCCAUGGUGGGCAAAGCCUGUUAUAGUGCUGAAGGCCGACAGGGAGCUGUGUUUUUCUUUUCCUGUGAAUUAUCUAUUAAGAAACUAUGAGUUUCCUUGAGCUCCCCGUUAUGCCUGUAUCAUUCCUCCAUAACUCUCUCAGUCUAAUACAGAGGAAAAUUUUUUUAUUGCCUGUAUAUAGUAUAUAUAAAUAAAAAUAUAUAAAUUAUAUAUAUAUAUACACAAAUUUAUGUCUUGUUUUACAAACAAGAAAGAUUAAAUAUAUUAAUCUUAAUAUCCAAA
Rhea pennata is the source of this 6194-nucleotide messenger RNA. RefSeq names its product FERM and PDZ domain containing 3 (gene FRMPD3). Gene Ontology annotation, cellular component: cytoskeleton. The coding region runs from base 126 to 5249 and encodes 1707 amino acids. Gene Ontology annotation, molecular function: protein binding. Gene Ontology annotation, biological process: signal transduction. The transcript has 16 exons. The record is from RefSeq and is a predicted model, not a curated record. NCBI's taxonomy places the organism in Eukaryota, Metazoa, Chordata, Aves, Rheiformes, Rheidae.